Molecule: messenger RNA, 1419 nt
Organism: Microthlaspi erraticum
Lineage: Eukaryota; Viridiplantae; Streptophyta; Magnoliopsida; Brassicales; Brassicaceae
Source: the annotation of a GenBank genome assembly
AUGACAGUAGUCAACAUUCCGACAAAAGCCCAUGUCUUGAUCUUCCCGUUCCCGGCGCAAGGCCACAUGAUUCCCCUCUUCGAUUUCACCCACCGCCUCGCUCUCAGCGGCGGCUCCUCCUUAACAAUCACCGUCUUGCUCACUCCUAAAAACCUCCCAUUUCUCUCUCCUCUUCUCUCUUCCGGAGUCGACGUCGAAACUCUCAUCCUCCCUUUUCCUUCUCACCCUUCAAUCCCCUCCGGCGUCGAAAACGCCCAAGACUUACCUCCUUCCGGCUUCCCUUCAAUGAUCCACGCGCUUGGUGACCUCCACGCGCCGCUUCUCUCUUGGAUUUCUUCUCACCCUUCUCCUCCCGUAGCCGUCGUCUCGGACUUCUUUCUUGGCUGGACCCAGAAUCUCGGAAUCCCACGUUUCGAGUUCUCUCCUUCCGCUGCUAUCGGUUGCUGCAUCUUCAACACUCUCUGGCUCGAUAUGCCCACCAGGAACAACGACGACGACGAUUACGAGAUCCUCGAGUUUCCCAAGGUCCCGAAUUGUCCGAAAUACCCUUGGUGUCAGACCUCCUCGAUUUACCGGAGUUACGUUCCCGGAGAUCCAGCUUGGGAGUUCAUUAGAGACUCUUUCAGAGCUAACGUGGCGAGUAGUGGAGUCGUCGUUAACUCGUUCUCCGCCAUGGAAAGUGUUUAUCUCGAGCAUCUCAAGAAAGAGAUGGGCCAUAGUCGUGUAUGGGCCGUGGGCCCAGUUCUUCCGUUAUCCGACGGUGGUAAUCGUGGUGGCCCGACCUCGGUUCCCGUCGAUCACGUGAUGUCGUGGCUAGACGCACGUGAGGAUAACCAAGUGGUGUACGUGUGCUUUGGAAGUCAAACUGUGUUGACUAAAGAGCAGACUCUUGCGCUCGCUUCUGGGCUUGAGAAAAGCAGCGUCCAUUUUGUGUGGGCCAUCAAGGAGCCCGUCCAGGAAGAAGACUCGACACGUGGAAACAUCCUAGACGGAUUUGAAGAUCGUGUGGCUGGGAGGGGUUUAGUGAUCCGAGGUUGGGCCCCACAAGUGGCAGUGCUGCGUCACCGAGCCGUGGGAGCGUUUCUAACGCACUGCGGUUGGAACUCCGUCGUCGAAGCGGUGGUUGCUGGCGUGCUGAUGCUGACGUGGCCGAUGCGAGCGGACCAGUUCAUUGACGCGUCUCUGGUGGUGGACGAGUUGAAAGUUGGCGUGCGUGCAUGCGAAGGACCUGACACGGUUCCUGACCCGGACGAGUUGGCCCGAGUUUUCGCUGAUUCCGUGACCGGAAAGCAAACGGAGAGGAAUGAAGUGGUGAAGCUGAAGCAAGCUGCGUUGGAUGCGAUACAAGAACGUGGGAGCUCGGUUAAUGAUUUAGAUGAAUUUAUUAAACAUGUCAUUAGUUUAACACUAAACAAAUGA